This is a messenger RNA of Drosophila innubila, 1314 nucleotides long. RefSeq names its product mastermind-like protein 2. Bases 175 to 1098 code for a protein of 307 amino acids. NCBI's taxonomy places the organism in Eukaryota, Metazoa, Arthropoda, Insecta, Diptera, Drosophilidae. The record is from RefSeq and is a predicted model, not a curated record. The transcript has a single exon.
GUUUCAUAAUUUUUGUCAUCAUGAGGCAGCAGGCCGUGUGUAAGGCACUUGAAAAAAAGGCAUUCCAUUUUCAUUUCAGUUCAGUCAAAACAUUUGAGGAAGUCAAUCCAUUCAGUCAGCCAGUUAGAUAAACAAAAUUUUUGGAAUAAAAAAAGAAUAGACAGAAAACACAAUAUGGCAAAAGUGAAACAACGGCCAACAAAAAUCAGGACACAGCAACUACAAGAACAACAGCAACAGAACCAACAGCAAAACCCACAACAACAACAACAACAGCAACAACCGCCUUCAAAAUCAAAAGCAAAGUCAAAGUCAAAUCCAGUGGCAAUCAUGAAAUUGAGCAACCAGCAACCCAAUCACAAUCCCAAUCCCAAUCCCAAUGUGAUGACCGUACUGAGAGCGCACCCAACAACGUUGACCAAGCCCCUCGUCAGUCCCACGAAGAAACGGAAGCCAAAGAAGCAGCAACAACAACAACAACAACCUAUACGAAGAUCCCACUUGAUGGCCAAUGCCUUGUUGCCCCUAAUGCCAUCCGCAAAGAAAAAGAAAUGCGAUGAGGGGCAACAAAAGGUUGACGGUAGCGCAGGUCGUCGUAAAGUGUCGGGGAAUGCAACCCAAACCCUUUUGGUUAUACGGGAUUCUCUGGAGCGCUUGGUGAAUCCCAAGAAGACUUCCCCAAAGAGUUCGCUUCGUCGCAAUCCAGAGACAACAGCAGCUGUCAGUGUCAAACUGGAGAAGGUGUCGCAUCAACCGGUCAGUGUGGAGACCUUCUAUGAUAAGGGACAGCGUGUAGGGUCGAACCGUUUGGCCCCAAUGCCGUUAAAGCAAUCGCAGAAGCUGCACUUGAGCACGGCGGCAGGAGCUGGAGGAGCAAGCGGAGGAGGCGGGGCCAGCGGUCUGUCAAGCGGUGGUCAAUCCACUGUCCAUACAGUGGGUGCCAAGCAAAAUCAAAAGAGUAAUGAAAUGGAGGUACCCCUAACAACUCGACUGCCCAUCAUUGACUUCAUUUCAACUGAUGAUUUUGCCCGAAUGCAUGCAACGAAAAAGCAAAAGGCUGCCAGACGUUUGGCAUUGGCUAAUGAAGCUAACGAGUAACUAAAUGAUGGUAUCGACUAAUCCCGAGUAAUCACGAGUAAUGCGUAACGCGUAACGCAAUUCACGAAAUUGAGGAACAGAACCGAGUAACGAACCGGCAAUCAUUGUUUUGGCUACUCGGCUUAUGUUUUAUGUUCUACACAAAAUUGCAAUUGAAACGGUCUUUUUUUGUUUGUCAAAUAAAUUCCCCCUCUUUUGGUGACCAGUGACAUAAAA